AUGCAGGAGGACAACAACACACUGUUCACCAAGGCAACCGUCACUGCUCCGACGACCGGCGAGCCUGCCCCAGCAUGGCGGCGCUCAGAUUCGAGGGCAAGACGGAAUGCCGGUCUCCGGGUAGCAUCACUCGGGCCCGCCUCGGCCUCUAUUCCCACAGAUGGGACGGACCAAUGAAGGGGAGACGAGUGUCAGUUGGCCAAUCCGGGCCCUAGCAACAGGCUGGAGUGCCAGAAUGGUUUGAAGUAG
This is a messenger RNA of Protopolystoma xenopodis, 249 nucleotides long. NCBI's taxonomy places the organism in Eukaryota, Metazoa, Platyhelminthes, Monogenea, Polystomatidea, Polystomatidae. The record is from the annotation of a GenBank genome assembly.